This is a messenger RNA of Iphiclides podalirius (scarce swallowtail), 462 nucleotides long. The record is from the annotation of a GenBank genome assembly. Lineage: Eukaryota; Metazoa; Arthropoda; Insecta; Lepidoptera; Papilionidae.
AUGCCGAGGGAAGUUGCUGACAAAGCUGAGAUGACGGGAGUAACACCUCAACGCCAAGGUAAUUUGCAAUACUCCGAAGAGCUCAUACCGAAGUUCACCGGCACCGAUAAUUGCUACCCGGUAAAAGACAAUCAUCAUAACACGAGCUUCGGGAAGGAUCGGUCGAGUCAUCGCCGGUACGAAAAUACACGAGAGCGAUCGACCAAUGAGGAGCGACAAGCGCGGGAGGGCCAAUCACAAAAUAGCAGAACGACCGGCCAGGCGAAAGCUAUGUUCGCUUCAAACAACUUCACACCGGAGCGGGUUGAGCGGUUUGACCGACAAACUGACAGCGCGGACGUGACGAAACAUACAGUGACAGAUGGCCCAAAUGAGAGUAACAUGACACUGACAGCCGAUGUUAUGUUGACCGAAAGAUUGGCGGAGAGAUAUGUCGACGCGAAUUCAGAACAAACUGGAACU